This is a messenger RNA of Podarcis muralis (Common wall lizard), 993 nucleotides long. It is a transcript of the gene EIF1B, whose product is annotated as eukaryotic translation initiation factor 1B. NCBI's taxonomy places the organism in Eukaryota, Metazoa, Chordata, Lepidosauria, Squamata, Lacertidae. The record is from RefSeq and is a predicted model, not a curated record. Gene Ontology annotation, molecular function: translation initiation factor activity. Gene Ontology annotation, biological process: translational initiation.
CGAAGGAGAGGCUCCGGGCGAGCGGGCGGCCAUUUUGUGAGCGAACGUCGCCGUUAGAUCAGCUGCUGCUGCUGCUGCUGCCUCUGCUUCUCCUCUGUCCCGCCGCGUCCGCUCUGCCUGCCUUCCUCGCCGGCUGCUUGCCUCCCUCCCUCCCUCCCUCUCUUCUCUCUCUCUUUCUCGGCCCCCGCUUCCUCUCGCUGCUGAACCUGAGGGAGCCCCGGGCCAACGCAGCCGCCGCCUUUUCCCCCCGAGCAGCGCCCAGCCACAGAAUCGCAUGUCCACUAUCCAGAACCUCCAAUCCUUCGACCCCUUUGCUGAUGCAACUAAGGGUGACGACUUACUCCCGGCAGGGACUGAAGACUACAUUCAUAUAAGGAUCCAGCAACGAAACGGCAGAAAGACACUAACUACUGUUCAGGGAAUUGCAGAUGACUAUGACAAAAAGAAGCUUGUGAAAGCCUUCAAAAAGAAAUUUGCCUGUAAUGGUACUGUGAUUGAGCAUCCUGAAUACGGGGAAGUGAUCCAGUUGCAAGGAGACCAGAGGAAGAACAUUUGCCAAUUCCUCCUAGAGGUUCUAACUGCUGCGGGCUUACUGCCAUCUCCUUCUCUUCUGCAGGUUGGCAUUGUCAAGGAGGAGCAGCUGAAAGUUCAUGGCUUCUAAAAUGUGUGUGUUUACAUGAAGAACUUCUGCAGGUUUUGUUCUUACCCAAGCUGGCUACUCUGUGAAAAAUGAUUCUUUGCAGUCGAUGGACUUCCCAUUCAAAAUCUUAUUUGCUUUUGCAUGACUACAGAAAACAUAUGGAGUGUAGGCUAGAAACACAUAAGAAAACUGCAGUAAGAUGGUAACACGAGAUCCUCGAGAAUUUUAACACAUUUCCAAUGGAAAUGUUCUACUGCUGAUAGUUCAGUGUUUUACUUUUCACCUGAUUUAAAUGUUGUAUUAAAACCAUGUGUGUUGCAGCUUAAAUAAAAACGUCUCUUAUCUUAAAACUC